GUCUAUGCCAGCACGGUCGGGCGGCACAUGGAUCUCAAUGACAGUAAGAAAGUCUACAAGUUCCACAAGAACGUCUUAAUCCACAAUUUUGGCCUCCAGGCACCUAACGUGUGCAGAAAGACUAUCACUGACUCUGGUGACCUGCUAGCACUCCUAUCCUUCAACAUCGCCUAUGACUACCGCGUCUUCCCUAGCGAACGCCAGCGGCUCAACGUCGCAGCUUGCUAUUUCAUCCUAGCCUAUACGGGAUGCCAGCCAGCCGAGGUUGUCGAUGGCGACAAGAAUAGACCUUGGGACGGAUCCUGGGAGGAGCUCUUCAGCUCUAAAGCCAUCCUGCCGUUACUCCAGAAACCCCCGGAAGACGAUGCAUACGCCAAGGAGCUCACGAAGUUGCUGGAACGCGAGACGACCCAUCGUAGCUGCCCUAGGGCUCUCUGCUACGAAGAUAUCCAGACUAUCUUCUUCUUCAUGCAGACUAAAAGGCUGAUCUUCUGCCUUGUCACUCUUGUCGCCAGCAUUGCGAUCCUGGACGACGCCUUCGAUUUUCCGACCCUGACCAGCGUCGAGGCCGUCUUCAGAGCCAGAAACUGUAGUCCGGUCACAUGCACACCCCUCCGAUGGAAGAAGGAGUGGCUGAAGCGGCCCGUGUUCCAGUGGUGCGAUGGCGACCCAGACUCCCCUCUUCUAUACUGUACCCUUCACGACUAUAUAGGCAACCAGUCGCUCGACAUGGGCUACGAGAAGCACAUCGGCCCCAAGGACUGGCGGAGGAAUGUGGGUAACACAGUUAACGGCUAUGCGUCCGGCGCCAUGCGCCACCAGAUUAUGCGCCACAACUCCCACUUAAAGGUUUUCCAGGACGCCUACCUCAACUCCUUCGUCCAGUACGACGUGCUGAAUGCAGUGCUGAAUGAGCCCCUACAGACGAAACUGCUCAGCAUGUUGUCGCAUGUCGGCCACAUGCGCGACCCAUGCGCUAGUAGCGACAUGGUCCCCGACGAGGUGUGGACUAGCCUGCCACCAGAUCUAGAAAUCGUGGAGCUCGAGAAGAGGAGAGAGGCAUUGAAGGGUGGUAUGUUCGGCACCAAGGGCUGUCUGUACGAAAGAGAGGUCCAGCUGCUGACUGCCACGAGCGUGUCCAUGCAAGCCAGGAGGAAGAAGGCAGUCAAGUUGUUAUACCGGAAGUACUAUUUCCACAACCAUCCUAUCUGGGACCUGUUACGGCAGGCCAACGGUGAAGCACCCACCGAGCACGACAAACCCGAGAUAGACCUCCAGCUCGCUGAUCGCGCCGCCCUGGCUGAGCUUCUCUAUGAUCAACCCGAUGGCCUGAGCCCCGAGAAGCUCCACUGGCAUUGCAUCAUGGUCGGCACGCACAUGGUCAGGCUGGGCCAGUUGAAAGAGCGGAUCAGGCCCGACAUCGAGCACAAGAAGGUGAUGCCCAACAGUGCAGCGCGGCACGAGCCCUGCCGCGACAAGGCCCUGUUCCCGAGUUCGAAGAUGGCUCCACCCAGGGAGCUGCGUCUGCAUCCUCGUCCUCUUCUUGGCCCUAUGCUCACGUCGAUGCCUUCUAACUCGGAUGGCAGCCUCACGUUGAGUCUUGCUCUCAGCGACGACUCCGCCAUCAUGCAAAUCUCUGCUUCCAGCCUCGACUAUGGCCUCUUGCAGUGA
This is a messenger RNA of Guyanagaster necrorhizus, 1671 nucleotides long. RefSeq lists its product as uncharacterized. NCBI's taxonomy places the organism in Eukaryota, Fungi, Basidiomycota, Agaricomycetes, Agaricales, Physalacriaceae. The record is from RefSeq and is a predicted model, not a curated record. The transcript has 4 exons. The coding region runs from base 28 to 1671 and encodes 547 amino acids.